Molecule: messenger RNA, 849 nt
Organism: Seminavis robusta
Lineage: Eukaryota; Bacillariophyta; Bacillariophyceae; Naviculales; Naviculaceae
Source: the annotation of a GenBank genome assembly
AUGAGAAACUUUGCAAAGAAAAGCAAGGUGAUUUUAAAGAAAGGGAACAAACCUGGUGUGAUUACGGAUGCAGUUGGUCUACGACAAUGGAAAGUGAAACUCGUGGGGACGGACGGUAGACUUUACGGCGCUGAGCUUGAAAAGACUUCUCAGCAGCUGCGGCAUCCCGUUGACGAUGAGUAUCCCGAUUCCCCAGUUCCGUCCUCUAGCUCCGGCUCUUCGGCUGAUUCCUCCGGUCCUGAUUACCGCUGGGAAAACCAUUUGAAGCCCAACGUUUCCGACUGCACGGACGGAUCGACAGCAGGGGAAUCAUCUACAGGCGUUGUUGUCGAUGAUCCGGACGACUUGAUAGAAGAGGUCCCCAUUUUUCUUCAUGAUGUUGAGUACGGAGAAGAGAUUGCACUUGAACCAAAUGAUUUGGUUGCAGCAAGGGGCAUCGAGUUGGAUGAUGACAAGCACAAAGCAAAAUGGGACGUUUACACAAUUGAAAAGGAGAAGCUUGUUGCCGAAAAGUGGACCGUGAAGCGUAAGCCUCCGUCGCAGCAAGAGCUACAGAUUGGUUGCAAGGUCAAAGAAAGGCGCAAAGGAGGAAGAGUUGGCCGUAUCAUUGAAGAUGAUCGUGACGAAGGUGGGAAGCCAUGCUGGUCAAUUCUAUUUGAGGGAGAACCUGAGGUAACUCCCAACGUUCCGUCCACCAAAAUCAGCCAAAUAAAAGACAAAAGAGUCUUCGUAUGGGAGGCAGUUGAAGACUCGGUCCCUGACAAUCCGGUCGAUUCGGAACCAUACGCUACCACCGGUGUUGUGGGCACCUGUGGCCUGGUAGUUGGCGUGAACAGCUUCGAUGCUUGA